AUGAAUUUGGGUAUUUUAGAGGAGGACUGUGUUUAUGAGGUCACUCAUGUUGUAGAUUUAUUCAGAAGACCUAUAGAACCUAUUGGAUAUCUUUGUAUUAGCUCCAUCGCAAAAAUAUGCCUAUCGAUUACAAUUCUUUUCUUUGCUUUUGAUUGCCGUCUUUUAACCCCAAUCUUAACUCCCGCUGUUCCUAUUUUAGCAGCGAUCCAGUUUCUAUAUGUUGUUACUGCAUUUCUUCGUACAGCAUUCACAGAUCCAGGAAUUAUACCACGGGCUACACGUCCUGAAAUAGAAUGGACUGAACUGUCAAUUGGUACUGGUGAUUUAUCUGUAAAUGACUCGAAUAACAAAAGUGAACAUGAUUUAAAUGCAGUUCGAACUUAUCCACCCGGUGCCAGAACACGUCAAAUUUUAAUUGGAGAUCAUCUAGUCAAAAUUAAUUAUUGUCAUAGUUGUCGAAUUUUCCGUCCACCAAGAGCAUCACAUUGCUCUUCGUGUGAUAAUUGUGUUGGGUUUGAUUAUUACGACGUUAUUUCAUCAGAAAAAUUGAGUUUCCACAUAGAGAAAUAUGUUUAA
This is a messenger RNA of Schistosoma rodhaini, 576 nucleotides long. NCBI's taxonomy places the organism in Eukaryota, Metazoa, Platyhelminthes, Trematoda, Strigeidida, Schistosomatidae. The record is from the annotation of a GenBank genome assembly.